This is a messenger RNA of Spirodela intermedia, 3389 nucleotides long. NCBI's taxonomy places the organism in Eukaryota, Viridiplantae, Streptophyta, Magnoliopsida, Alismatales, Araceae. The record is from the annotation of a GenBank genome assembly.
AUGGCUUCCGUGGGAGGUCCUCUAUCUUGCUCUUCCGCCGCAACCCAUCUCCACUCCCGCCAGCUGCUCUCGAAUUCCCUCCCCCUCAGAAGGACGAGAUGCCGGAGGAAUUCAGCCCCUUCGGCGGCAAUGUCGACAGAUUCUCCAGGGGAAUCCACCAAGCUGGUGACCUUCCUCGGCAAGGGAGGCUCCGGGAAGACCACUGCUGCCGUUCUCGCUGCACAGGUGGGGGCUUGCAUUCCUCUUGCUCUAGAAUUUGGUGGCCCUUUGAAUUCGAUUCACAUAGAGAAAAGAAAAUCUAUCUCCCUUCUUCUAGCUCGUCUGCCGUUUCCUUCUCCUCUCCAUGCUCUUCGACUGAAGGGGAACUGAAUAUAGCGAAUGUUUUGGCUGAAUUUUCCGUGCACCCAUUCGCAGAAGGUAGGUUGCUCUCGACUAUGCCACAUUAAGCCACAACGGCAGCAAGGAAGAUAAAUGAUCUGUUUUAAGAAGUGGCAAAUGGCAUUUUGUAAUUUUUUUUAUGUCGGCGUACUUUGAUCCUAUUACUUAAUAACAGUUCAGCUGGUUUGGAGGAUAGAAGAGACGAAUCAGAAUUCGUAUUUCAGGAAGGAACAUCGAGUAUUUUUUAAAGAAUUUGGGCAUAAUGAACUAGAUAAUGAAGCAUAAGUAUUACUAAUUUGUAUUUUUAUUCCAGAAAUAUCAUUACAUUCCAGGUUUUGAAGCUCUAGGAGACAUCUGCUAGGAAAAAAAUGUGAAAAUUGCUGAUUUUUUCUUACUAAAAUUGAUUAAAAAUGUAUCAUCUUGCUGAGAAUCUCUAGCCGUUCUUAAAGCUAUGAUUUAAUUUUUAAAAGCUUCCACACCAGAAAAUUGAAACUAAACCAUGUUUUCUUUCUUUCUGAAAAUCGUACAUCUUCUUCUGCAAUUUCCUGUCAACAAGAUUUCCUCUUCCUAUGGUCAUAAUAACUUUAUGUAGGCUAAGUGACUGAGUGAUACCGACCACCAGGUCUAAUGUUCUUGCUGUUAUUGGACCUUAAGGCAAAGACAAAUUGACACCACUUUGGGAGGCACGGGUUUUAGACCCUUUCAUUGUAUACGUUCUAAAUGUGCAGUAACAUUUCCUGUUUUGGGGCCCCUUUUGUUCACUGUAAUUGUUCUUUAUUCUGCCUCAAUUGGAAGACCUUCUCAGGGUAAAAAACAAAUUGAUAAAAAAUGUAUUCAGAGAUCGAAUGGCAGUUGCUUGACCCCUUUGGUGUCCAUUUUUCAUAGUAAAAAUCUAAUGAUUCACUCUCUGUUGCCAUUUGAUUGAUACUAUGAGAUGUGUUGCCAGUGUUAAAGGCGGUAGCUUCUUAUGUCUUCUCAUUGGCUGACAGUACUAUGCAAAGGAAGGGCUGCGCACAUGCCUGGUCAUACAUUCUCAGGACCCAACUGCCAAUCACUUGAUGGGUUGUAAAAUCGGUGCAUCACCUGUUCUAUGCAGUGAAAAUCUGUUCGCCGUCAGGUUGGAAACAACCAAGGUAACCAUUUCUCCAACCCACUUGAUUCUCUCGAACAUGACGUGAACAUAUCAGCCAUUGAAUGUAUUUUGAUCCUUGAUGAUUUUAUAGAUGCUUCUUGAACCCUUGGAUCAAAUGAAGAAAGCCGAUACACGGGUCAAUCUGUCUCAAGGGAUUCUUGAAGGGGUGGGUAUGUGAGAGCCAUUCAAUUUCGAAGAUCAGCCAGUUCGCUUCAUAGGAGCUGAUUUUGUUUCUUUUAAAGGAAAGAGAUGCUGAGAGGAGAUUUUCCUCCUGAAUCAUGUGGAACAGGUUGUAGGGGAAGAACUUGGGGUUCUACCUGGCAUGGACUCCAUUUUCUCUGCCCUUGAGAUCGAAAAGUUGGUCAAUUUGCUCGGCAGGAAAAGAAAACACCCAGAUCAAGAUUACAAUGUCGUCGUUUAUGAUGGCAUCAGCACUGAGGAAACGCUUCGAAUGAUCGGUGCAGCUGAAAGAGCGAGGUAGAUCUCAUGUUUUCCUCGAAAACUGUACCGUUCAUUGGAAGUUCUAUAAAAAGGCCUAUGCUAAAAACAGGUGGUAUCUGAAACAUCUUCGGAGCAUGGCAGAGAAGACAGACAUUGGCAGAUUAACUGCCCCAUCAGUUUUGAAGUUAAUGCAAGAAUCAAUGGGUUCAAGUAGAAUAUCUGGUGAUGGGAAAAUAAGCUCAGAAAUAUGGGAUGACAUUGAGCUGAAUCUACAGGUAGCUUUAUGUCCACUUGCAACAAAUGUUGAUCUUGCCGCUUGCAGAUGCUGACAAUUUCUCUCUUUUUCUUGUCUUCUUUCUUCACAGAAAGCAUCAGCCUCUUUCGCAGACCCUUCAAGGUUUAGAUCCUUUCUUGUGCUUGAUCCAAGCCGACCGAUAUCGAUCAGCUCGGCAUUACGGUAUUGGGGUUGUGCGAUCCAAGCUGGAACCCAGAUAUCUGGUGCUUUUGGGUUUGCUCCCCCGCUGUCUCCCAUGUCAUUGACAGAGGUUUCUGAGAAGAUCUCUCCAUUGUCAUUUGCACUCGUGCCAUAUCUUUCCACAGAGUCGCCAGUGGACUGGGACUCAGUGCUCAAUACUCUCAGUGACGAGGUGAAGGGCAUUCUUGAUUCAUCACAGAGUGGUACCCAACCUUUGGUGAGAUUUGACAGUGCUAAAAGAACAGUGACCCUCUUCAUGCCAGGCUUCGACAAGUCUGAAAUCAAGCUCUAUCAAGUAAGUCAUUGUCUCAUCACUCUGGAAAAAAAGAAAAAUUGAAAAUAACACUGUGGCACGCACUUUACCAACUCUAAUGCAACCGGGUCUGCCUUAGGUUAUUUGAAAAGCUUUACAAGAGAAUGAAGCUAUGGAUUUUGGAUAGUUUCAGUGUUCAAAGUCCCAGUCUAUUUUAAUGUUUCUAAAAUUUGCCUCUACUUAUUUACCUCCUGGUGGUAUAUAUUUCUUUGCUUUUAGCGUUGGCCUUCAAUUUUUCCGGCAAUAGCGGUGAUCUGCAGUGCCUGGGACAUACGAUCUGGCUCUCUAGAUCUCGAUCGGUAUACCUUGUUCUUCCCCAAUUUGGGUGGGUUCCUGAAAGAGAAAGGCUCUGGGCUGGGUGUUGGAUGUUCUCCAAGAGGGGGCCGAAUUAUCUUGAUAUAAAUUAUUGGCAUCUGACUCGGAUUGGCAUUGCCCAACCUGGGCCGAUGAUCUGGCUCUCUCUGCUGUGGUUAAGGUGAAGAUCUUAAGACGUAUUUCUCACUUCCUUUGAUUUGCAGUAUAGAGGGGGAACGGAAUUGCUUGUGGAGGCAGGUGACCAGAGGCGCGUCAUAAACUUACCUUCUGGGCUCCAAGGUAAAGUCGGCGGCGCCAAGUUCGUCGAUGGCAGCCUUCUAGUUACUCUAAGGUAA